AUGUCUUUAAUUCGAAGCAGGACAGAAGGCUUAAAAGUCUACCGGAAAAUCCUAAAAUGCCACAAGCUCCUUCCAGAAGAAAUGAUGAAACUUGGCAACGCUUACGUCCGCGAAGAAUUUAAAAAGCACCACUAUCCCAAAAUUGAGAAAUUCACUGCAGCCCAUUACUUGACUUUCUUGACAUCCUGAAAAGAUUACCUUCUACAAAUGGCGAACCCUGAAACAAGGCUAUACGGCCGAAACCUGACUAGUGAAGAAGUCAAUGCUAUGUCGAAAGAACAAAAAGAAACUAUUAACAAAUAUAAAACAAAUAAAAUAAUAAAAUAA
This is a messenger RNA of Blepharisma stoltei, 327 nucleotides long. The record is from the annotation of a GenBank genome assembly. NCBI's taxonomy places the organism in Eukaryota, Ciliophora, Heterotrichea, Heterotrichida, Blepharismidae.